Molecule: messenger RNA, 1789 nt
Organism: Hipposideros armiger (great roundleaf bat)
Lineage: Eukaryota; Metazoa; Chordata; Mammalia; Chiroptera; Hipposideridae
Gene: CYP11A1
Product: cytochrome P450 family 11 subfamily A member 1
Exons: 9
Coding region: 56-1618 (520 amino acids)
Biological process (GO): glucocorticoid biosynthetic process; cortisol metabolic process; cellular response to peptide hormone stimulus
Cellular component (GO): mitochondrial inner membrane
Molecular function (GO): cholesterol monooxygenase (side-chain-cleaving) activity; heme binding; iron ion binding
Source: RefSeq, a predicted model, not a curated record
GACCAGGGCCAGAGUCCCUGUCAGGUCCUGCUGCAGUGGGAGUCGUGGGGACAGCAUGCUGGCCAGGGGACUUCCUUUGCGCUCAGUCCUGGUCAAAGGCUGCCAGCCCCUCCUGAACCCUCCGCAGGAGGGCCUCGGGCACCCCAGGGUGCCCACUGGAGAGGGAGCCCGCAUCUCCACUCACGUGCCUCGCCCUAUCAGUGAGAUCCCCUCCCCUGGUGACAAUGGCUGGCUAAAUCUGUACCAUUUCUGGAGGGAGAAGGGCUCACAGAAUUUCCACUAUCACCAAGUCCAGAACUUCCAGAAAUAUGGCCCCAUUUACAGGGAGAAGCUUGGCAACAUGGAGUCAGUUUUUAUUAUUGACCCUGAAGAUGUGGCCCUUCUCUUUAAGUAUGAGGGUUCCACACCAGAACGAUAUUGCAUCCCUCCCUGGGUUGCUUAUCACCAGCAUUACCAGAGACCCAUCGGGGUCUUGUUCAAGAAGUCAGGAGCCUGGAAGAAAGACCGGCUGGCCCUGAACCAGGAGGUGAUGGCUCCAGAAGCCAUGAAGAACUUCAUCCCCCUGCUGGAAGUCGUGUCCCAGGACUUCGUCAGUCUCCUGCACAGGCGCAUCCAGCAGCAGGGCUCUGAAAAAUUCUCAGGGGACAUCAGUGAUGACCUGUUCCGCUUUGCCUUCGAGUCCAUCACCAACGUCAUAUUUGGGGAGCGCUUAGGGAUGCUGGAGGAGGUAGUGGACCCUGAGGCCCAGCGGUUCAUUGAUGCCGUCUACCAGAUGUUCCACACCAGUGUCCCCAUGCUCAUGCUGCCCCCAGACCUGUUCCGUCUGUUCAGGACCAAGACGUGGCGGGAACAUGCGGCCGCAUGGGAUGUGAUUUUCAAUAAAGCUGAAAAAUAUACCCAGAACUUCUACUUGGACCUGAGACAGAAAAGGGACUUUGACAAGUACCCGGGCAUCCUCUACCGCCUCCUGGGGAAUAACAAGCUGCUCUUUGAGGACGUCAAGGCCAAUGUCACGGAGAUGUUGGCGGGGGGCGUGGACACGACAUCCAUGACACUGCAGUGGCACUUGUACGAGAUGGCACGCAGCCUGAGGGUGCAGGAGAUGCUGCGGGAGGAGGUCCUGGCUGCCCGGCGCCAGGCCAGGGAAGACAUGGGCAAGAUGCUGCAGUUGGUCCCACUACUGAAAGCUAGCAUCAAGGAGACACUGAGACUCCACCCCAUCUCCGUGACCCUGCAGAGAUAUGUGGCAAACAACUUGGUUCUUCGAGAUUACAUGAUUCCUGCCAAGACAUUGGUGCAGGUGUCUGUCUAUGCCAUGGGCCAGGACCCCACCUUCUUCCACAAUCCGGGUAAAUUUGACCCCACCCGAUGGCUGGGUAAAAACAAGGACCUCAUCCACUUCCGGAACCUGGGCUUUGGCUGGGGCGUUAGGCAGUGUGUGGGCCGACGGAUCGCUGAGCUCGAGAUGACCCUCUUCCUCAUCCAUAUUCUAGAGAAUUUCAGAGUUGAAAUCCAACAUCUCAAUGACGUGGGCACAGCAUUCAACCUCAUCCUGAUGCCCGACCAGCCCAUCUUCUUCACUUUCCGGCCCUUCACCCAGGACCCACCCGCAGUGUGAUCAGAGAGGGUGGGGGGGGGGGAGGAAGGCCCGAGGGGUGUGGCCUGUGGAGCUACCUGUGUCCUCAGCCUGCUCCUUUCUGCCCCAGCUCAGCUGAAGCACUCCUCUUUCACUCAACUCUUCCCCUCUUCACCUACCCCAUGACGGCAAUAAAGGACUGAACUACGCGAA